Coregonus clupeaformis (lake whitefish) is the source of this 2734-nucleotide messenger RNA. RefSeq names its product family with sequence similarity 113 (gene fam113). The record is from RefSeq and is a predicted model, not a curated record. The transcript is spliced from 13 exons. Bases 611 to 2134 code for a protein of 507 amino acids. NCBI's taxonomy places the organism in Eukaryota, Metazoa, Chordata, Actinopteri, Salmoniformes, Salmonidae.
CACGCGGUGAAUGGUUUGCAGAUGUAAAUCAUCGGACUCAAAGAUUAGCCGCAUUUCGAUGCCUUUUCGACUUAAAAUUAUCACAGUAUUUUGUCAAACCAUAGAGAACUUAUUGUCCAACGUUCGACUAAUGCUAGUUGAAAAUACUUUUAUGUUGAUGGAUUCUCGCAAUGCUGGUGGAAUUUGAGUUCUCAUUCCCUGUCUUGCUCGCUAGCUAGCUAGCUACUUACUAAUGGCUAGCAAUACAGGUGCAAAUUGGUGUUCCAAUUAAUUAGCAUUCGAAUGACUAGUCAUAUUUUCAAUAACAUUAAAGACGAGGAUUGUUGUGGCAGAAGAAUCACGUACAAAAACUGCAUAUUUAACCAAACCGCUCUGGAAAAUCAAGUUGCCAGCAAUCUGCAUUCUCUUUUUUAGCUCCCAAAAUGGCUUGCUAACGUUAACUAACUAUAGUAACGUUAGCAGCCAACUAAUAAUUUGAUAAUUUGGACAAUAACUAGAUUAUUCAGACCAGGGCAAGGGGUGUCCUGGUUAAGAUAGGUUUGACUUCAACCACCUGCCUACAUUUAUUAAUUUUAAUAGCUAAAUCAAGAUAAUUCAAAUUCAACUGAACAUGAGGGAGAACAUGAAGGCUGUGAGCCAGCAGCAAGCCAGCCAGCUCUUACACAACAAGUUUGUUGUUGUCCUGGGGGACUCCAUUCAGCGCUCAGUGUAUAAGGACAUUGUGCUUCUGCUGCAAAAGGACAAAUAUCUCAGCUUGGCUCAGCUCAAGACUAAGGGAGAGAUGAGCUUCGAGCAAGACAUCCUGGUGGAGGGCGGACGUCUGGGUCAAAUGACCAAUGGGACGGAAUACCGUGAGGUGCGUCAGUUCCGGUCAGACAACCACCUGGUGCGGUUCUACUUCCUGACGAGGAUCUACUCGCGCUACAUGCAGAGCAUCCUGAGGGACUUCGAACACGGUCUCAAACCAGACGUCGUCAUCGUUAACUCCUGCAUCUGGGACGUCUCCAGGUAUAACCCUAAAUGGCACGUUGAGUACAAGGAGAACCUGCACAAGUUCUUUGAGAAGAUGAACUCCAUCCUGCCUCCUGAAUGUCUGGUCCUGUGGAACAUGACCAUGCCCCUGGGGAAGAGGAUUGUAGGGGGCUUCUUCAUUCCUGAGAUCGAGCAGAGGGGCCCAACGCUGUGCUACGACGUGAUCCAGGCCAACUUCUACAGCAGCAAGAUGGCCGACGCCUACGGCCUUGACGUGCUGGACCUCCACUUCCAGUUCCGCUUCUCGCUCGAGCACCGCAUGAAGGAUGGGGUCCACUGGAACUCUCUGGCCCACCGACGCAUCACCACCUUACUGCUGCAACAUGCUGCAGAGGCCUGGGGAGUGUUGCUGCACUGUCCUGCCACUACUGUUGAGCACAUUGAUCAUUCAGAGCAGCAGCAGCUCAAAGCCUACACAAACACCAUGGCCAAGAACACAGUGCUACACAACUGGAGCUACCCACCAGAGCCUCAUUGCAGGAGACCAGACCCCAGGAUGAUGAACCCGGGUCACUGCAGUGUUGCCUGGGAAACAGAGAGGUUUGGACACUCUGACGGCUACGAGCCUCAGGGAGAAUAUUUCACUCCCAAUUCAGCAGGAUGGCAUCCUGCGGAGGACUCGGGUCUUGAGCCCUACAGACCAGCUUUGGAUGCACCCCACAGGCCUCUAGAAGGGGAAUACGACAACUGCGGAGAACAGUUCUACGAGGACGCUCUCCCCGUCCGCCCCAAGUUCGGCGCCGGCUACUUCAGCUUGGAGGAGAACCAAGCCAACAGACAGAGCCUGGUCAACAGACAGCCGACUGCCCCGGUGCAUCACAGACACACCCAGGUGCUCAACAACAGACAGACGGUGGUCUACAGACAUCCCCCAGUCAUCAGACACUCACUGGACAACAGCUACAGUGAAAAUAACGGAAUGGUCCGGAACAGUACUGGACACUACAGACCGGUGCAGCAUAAUGAGGCCUACCACCACAGACCCUACGUCCCUCUCCCUCCCGCUUGGCCUGAGAACCAGUACGUGAUGAGGAAGAAACAACCCAAGAAGCACUAUGCGCCGUAUACAUGCCAGAGACCUCACCAGUACCACAGAUACUGACUGGAAAGCUCUUGUACUUUAGUUCUGGUUAGCCCUUAUACAGACCGUGUAUCGCAUUGCUGUGGACGGUCGAACGGUUCAGAACUAGGGCACAGUCUUUCCUGGUCGGGUCAGGGGGGAAAACUCCUGGCCCUAAGGAGGGAGUGGCACGUUGGGUCAGGAGUUUUUCCUGGACCAUGUGACCAGGAAAAACUCUGGGCCCUGUAUAUAGUGUUCAAACUCAUCAAGUGAUUGUGUAUGGGCAGCACUUAAAAAAAUUUAACUUUCAGGAGUUGUCUUUCAUAAUUCUGUCAUUUGCUCUAUUGUGCAUCCCAAACAUGGGUGGUGCCUUACAAAAACUAAAUUUCUAGAGGGCUGUGUAGUCUUUUGCUCUUGAAAUAGUAGUUUUUUUUUGAUAAUUUUUCUUUACUAUUUUGAGGCUUUUUAAGUUGAAAGGCUAUGAAAUUCUGUUCUGUGUUUCCUAUGUUCUGUCAAUGUCAGUCUUUCUUAGUCUUUUCUUGCCACUGUGAGGGGGUUGGUUGUAUGUUUAGGAACACUGGAGAAUUGCCAUGGCAUACUGAAACAUUUUUACAUUUAUACAAUAAAAUUACACUGAUUUCA